CUCGAAUUGGUCGACUGUCCUCGAGCGCCUUUUCGCUCGUUUCUUCAGGCAACCGAAAGUGAUUUGACUUGUGUGUUGUGAUGUAAGUUUUCCUCUUUGGAAGGAUCCGGGCUGUCGACCCUGCCAAAUCGUUUGGAGAUUUUCAGUUGCCCGAUUAGAAAAAUUAUGCAUCCGAAUGUGCGACAGCUGUAUCUACGGCGGAUCGUCUGCUCGUGCUUGUGGAAUCUGGUCGUCCAGACUUUUAUGAUCGCCGCGUUUAUUUUCUUCAUCAACUUGAACUUCCACCCUUUGACCUGGCUCCAGGAUUGGAUCCGCUCCGUUCUCGACUGGAGGACGUGGUUUUAUUUCUUCCCGCUGUCCGCUGUCGUCCUGGCCCAGGGGGUCGUCUGCUCCAAGGGCUACAUUUCCGUCCAGCCCUUCUACCCGACGAGAUUCUCGAUAAUGAUACAGAUAUUGUCGUUAAACAACAUAAUGUCGAUGUCGAUGCACGUUUUUAUCGGCUACCUGAUAACUUGGCUCUAUUUGUCCGUAACCGGUGGCAUGCUGAGCAGGUACGCAAUGCCGGAUGGCACUUUCAACGAGGAGCGGCUCUUGUUGAUAUUCGGCGGCGUCUGGGUCAAUUUCGUUUAUUUCGUGAAAAACCAUUUUGCCGGCGCGAAACACGCCACUUUCCCAGUGCUGCAACUGCCGAAAUUCUCUCAGAUUAAAUCCGAACUUUUUCUGACUGUCAAAAGUUCCUUUCCGGACGUCUUCCUUCCCAAUUGUUUUUACAUAGUCUUAUAUUACUUUAAAGGAAACGUUCUUAGAGGUCUGGCUUGUCAGCUUUUCGAUCUCCAGCCUUCAGAAGAAUUGUUGGACUCCGUACAAGGCCUGUUCAACAUAAAGAUGCUUGCUUAUUUAUGGCUUCUGUCAGCGACCGUUAUUUCGACUAUGAAGCUCAUGGAGUUUUUGUUUAGAGUCUACUUGACAGAAAGAGAAAUUUUUCCAUAUUUUAGCACUCUUCUGCCGGCAGGAACUGUGACGCUCGAGGAAGCCCUCAGAUCGAGAGAAUUCCCUUUUCUUAGACAUCUUGGGUUUUUAGAUCUGUUUCUGCUUUCUGAGAACAGCAAGGAAAGAAGAGCCAAGAUAUUCACUCUAAGCCAGCCCGGAGGACACCCCCACAUCUGGAAUUCGCUGCGGAAUGACUGCUUCUUAACGAUCGAGUCGUUUAUCACAUCACUGACUGGCCUACUGAUUUUCAGACAGACAAAGGAAAAACCCGAGGAGACAUACCAUCGCUAUGGCAUACAACCAGGAAGUGCACCUCCUACUUCGCCGCUGUGUGCAAAAACCCUUCCGAAGAAAGCUACUUUCCCCGAAUUGCUCUUCUCGAAAAUCAUUCAAGCGGGGGCCAAUUUGAGUUUAUGGGUCGAUUCUAAAUUAUCUUGGUUGUACAAUCUGCCGUUCACCGUUUACUUUUUUGGAGACAGAAGGGAUUUACAGAUAAAAUAUGCGCUACAACAAACACAACCGGUAUUAUGGGCUUGUCACAGCCUCUCUUAUCUCGCUGUAUACUCACUAACUGAGGACAACUACGGUAUCAUACAGAACGAUCUUGCGAAAAUCAUUUGCUUACUAUUAAAGUUAAAACAGACGCUGGAUUCAAUCGACAGGCAUGUAUCAGUACAGGCGGUGGAUCCAUGUGCCAGCUGGAGGACAACGAGAACCAACAACAGCAAAACAAUGACCGCCCAAGCCCUGAACAAGUCUGUCAAAAGGGCCAUUUACAGAAUAUCGGAUGCAUUCAAAAACUACAUCCCCGACCUGCAACUACCAAGGGAUGCUGAAAUCCAAAUGAUAGCCUUUGCUGAAUAUAAAGUCUGACUAUCGUGAUUCAAUUUAAAAAUAAUAAAAAUGCUUGUUUUUUGUAAAUAUAGCUAAACCUUUUGUACACUUGUUUUAGUUUUAGUUAAUAAAAUCAAUUA
This is a messenger RNA of Cimex lectularius (bed bug), 1964 nucleotides long. RefSeq names its product nucleoporin NDC1 (gene Ndc1). Gene Ontology annotation, biological process: nuclear pore organization. Gene Ontology annotation, molecular function: protein-macromolecule adaptor activity. The record is from RefSeq and is a predicted model, not a curated record. Gene Ontology annotation, cellular component: nuclear pore transmembrane ring. The transcript has 2 exons. Bases 166 to 1863 code for a protein of 565 amino acids. NCBI's taxonomy places the organism in Eukaryota, Metazoa, Arthropoda, Insecta, Hemiptera, Cimicidae.